This is a messenger RNA of Pyrus x bretschneideri (Chinese white pear), 712 nucleotides long. Its product is annotated as threonine--tRNA ligase, chloroplastic/mitochondrial 2. Gene Ontology annotation, cellular component: chloroplast stroma; mitochondrion. The record is from RefSeq and is a predicted model, not a curated record. The coding region runs from base 157 to 636 and encodes 159 amino acids. Gene Ontology annotation, biological process: threonyl-tRNA aminoacylation. Gene Ontology annotation, molecular function: nucleotide binding; threonine-tRNA ligase activity. The transcript has 3 exons. NCBI's taxonomy places the organism in Eukaryota, Viridiplantae, Streptophyta, Magnoliopsida, Rosales, Rosaceae.
CCUAAACCUAGGGUCUUCUUCAUCCGCUCUCAGUCUCUCCGUGUAAAGACCUCUUCUUUGCUUUCCCCAGUUAAAGACUGCGAUUCGCCACUGAGCUCCGAGUUCAGGGCUCUGUCCCUCUACGGCGGUAGAAAUGGAGUCUCCACCUCCUCGGCUAUGGCCACGGAGGCUCAGCUCUCGACCCAAGACGACAAAUUGAAGGAUGCCCAGAUGGAGGUAGCUGAUAAGCCUGAGAAAGUCGUGCUUCCAACCAACGGGUCCUCCGAAAGCCUCAUCAGAAUUCGACACACGUGUGCACACGUGAUGGCCAUGGCUGUUCAGAAGCUCUUCCCGGAUGCAAAAGUGACAAUUGGUCCGUGGAUAGAAAAUGGGUUCUAUUAUGAUUUUGAUACGGAGCCUUUGACGGACAAAGAGUUGAAGAGAAUCAAGGAGAUGGAUCGCAUCAUUGGUAGAAACUUACCACUCAUAAGAGAAGAAGUUUCAAGAGAUGAAGCUCACAAAAGAAUAACUGCUCUCAACGAAACAUACAAAUUGGAAAUUUUGGAUAGUAUUAAAGAAGAUCCCAUUACCAUAUAUCAUAUUGGUAAGGGUUUCACUAUUUUCAGGCUCAAUAUAGUAUGGAAGGUGAUGAUUUAAUGUGCAGGAACUGUGCGUAAAUGAUAUUUUUAUUAGCUACACAAGUGAAAUGUACAAUGUUUGUCUUGAGUCUUAA